Vitrella brassicaformis is the source of this 1992-nucleotide messenger RNA. The record is from the annotation of a GenBank genome assembly. NCBI's taxonomy places the organism in Eukaryota, Vitrellaceae.
CGACGAAGGCGCGGCGAAUGUAUUCCUUCUGCUCCUUGCUCACGCCAGCCUUGAUGAUCAGGCGCAGCUGGUCCGCCUUCGCCUUCAUGGUGGCCCCGCUGUUGAGUAUGGUGAUGAUCUCCUCCCAUCUGUCGGCCUCCUUCUGCCCCUCCAACCUAACCUUAUUGGCUGCAGACAGAACACGACAGAAAGCAUCCAUGCAUCUUGGCAACUACCACCUGGCCGUUCGUGUGCUCACCCUCCCUGGCCUUUUUGCUGGCUUUGCUCUUCUCCUGCCGUUUCGAUGUGCUCUUCUCAGCCGGGCCGGGCCGGCGUGUGUCGCGCCCCGACAUCACGCUAGGCGUCACACGUUAUCUACACGCAUCAGACGUGCUACCUGCAAACGCGCACAGGGCCGGACAGAUCCGAUAACAGAAACGGCGUAUGGUCCGUGAGGUGCACGCUCUCGCCGCCAUCUCACGCAGUCUGCACCCCCCACGAUGCAUUGCCGUGUUUCUCUCACCUUCUGAGGGCGUUAUUUUCUGUCGUGGCCGACCUUCUGCCGGGUUGCCAGCUGGUGGCUGUCCUGAGCUCCUUUUCAGCUUCGCGCGCCUGCACCUGCUGACUGUCCCGUCCUUGUCCUGCAAAUGCACACACACACGUGCAUCCGUGCAUGUCGCUAGCUCCAUUGUGGUCUUGCGUACCCUCUCCUCCUCAGUCUCGUAGAGCUUGAAUAUCUUGUACGCAUAGCGAGAGCGGUCGUGCACAUCAAACAGCACCUCCACGCAUCCAUGUAGCCCCCUCCCGCACCGGCACACUCCCGUCCACGUACACGCUGUCGGUGUCGCUCUCCACCGCCCUCGCCACCUCCUUCUGCACACAAAGACCAUGGAUAUGCACACAUACACCGCUAUUGCCAUGCUGCAUCCAUAAAAUCCAUCGAAGGUCCGGGAACGUACCCGCCACUGCCCCUGUGUGAACUGCCGGCGCAUCUGCACACCAACAACAAGACGCACAAUGCAGUGGACCAUAUCCUCCAUAACUUCAUCAUGUUGUUCUUCCCUAGGCCUUCAACGUAUUAUAUGCAGCGCUCACCGGCUCUCUCUUGCCGCUCGAUGAUGGCAUCGACGCCAAGGCGUCUUCGACGGUCACGUAGGAAGGCAUCUUCUCCUUCUCAACUCUGCAAUGGCUUCGUUGGACAGGUGGAAUAAUAGAGCACGCUGAGGGGAGGAAGACGGAAAGUGGAACAAAUGGGGAAAACAGAAGCAAUGUUUCGUUAUACCGUCGCGCUCCCGUCUCCGUCGAGAAAGUGAAAUCUCGCCGCAGUUUGGCAUCAUCUUGCAAUGGAUGUCUUCUCCUUUUCACGUUUGAUAAUGUUCGGUCCAGCCACGAUAGGCCAACGCUCAGGCCAGCGACGUUUUUGCCACCCCGUCAGCUUGCCAGGCAAUGCCAGCUUUGUACAGCCUUGCCUUCAUCUCGAGCGAGGGAGAGUGUGCAAUCGGGCCUCCUUGGCUGCAUUUGCAGCUUGUCUGUCGGCGGCAAGACAUCAGAAAGGACGACAGAAAUCCUGCCAGCACAUUUGCAGACUCUGUUGUUGCUCAGUUAUGCUCACCCUCCGGCCGCCUGCAGGCCUUCUUCAGCGUCGAACUUCUUUGCGCUGCCGCCCGGCUUGUCAGGGUGAACCUUGAAUGUCCUGUGUACGUGGGUACAGCCACGCCAAUACAAAACAGACACAUCGGUUAAUGAGCGGACGACUCUCCUGCACCGAAGGUACGUACCAUUGAGGUCUUGCGAAGAGCCUUCUCCGCCUUCUAAGACUUCUCCGUCGCCCACCAUCCCAACCUGAGCUUCCGAAAGGCGUCAAACGGCAAGAAAACAACUUUCGACUUGCGGUCUGAGGCGGGCAUUCUCUCACAGCCGAUGCGGGCCGGGGGAGAGGAGGAGAAGGUGAGGAGCCAGGUAAUGAGGAGCAAUUUGGUGAGGAGGAGGCUCAGCCGAACUGCAAAAGAGCAG